This is a messenger RNA of Manduca sexta (tobacco hornworm), 2957 nucleotides long. RefSeq names its product protein apterous (gene Bmap-A). Gene Ontology annotation, biological process: neuron differentiation; regulation of transcription by RNA polymerase II. Gene Ontology annotation, cellular component: nucleus. Lineage: Eukaryota; Metazoa; Arthropoda; Insecta; Lepidoptera; Sphingidae. Gene Ontology annotation, molecular function: RNA polymerase II transcription regulatory region sequence-specific DNA binding; DNA-binding transcription factor activity, RNA polymerase II-specific. The record is from RefSeq and is a predicted model, not a curated record.
CGCCAAGAUGUAAGCCGGCAGUCCGCAUUCGCUACGGACAUUCGGUACAUAAAUGAUAAUUUUACAACUUACUCAACACUACAUAAAAAUUGCUUGCAUACAACAACAAAAAAUCACAGUUUCACUGCGCCGAAAAGUUGUAAGCGCGAGCGAAAAUAAUCGUAAACAGAAAUUUUACAAAAAAAAAAUCGUAUGAAAUAUAGCGGGAGCGGAGAGGCGUAGCUGGGGGCGUCGCUGGGCCCGCCUCCCUCCGCCAGAGGCACCGCGGGCCAGUAGCUCGAGAGCCGCGUCACCGCGCGCUCGUCUGGGAUGCCCCGCGAGUGAGUGACACAGUGGAGUGGGGCAAAGGCCCAAAACAUUCGAAAAUAGAAAACGGAAAAAUUGACCCCCAGAUGGGCGUUUACGAGGAGAGGGGAGCGAUGCAUUGGCAACAAAGUGAGCGGUAUAUAUCGUCGUACGAGGGUGGCGGUGAGCUGUCGCCAGCAGCGCCGGUGACGUCGCCGGGCUCGCCGCGCGACUGCACCUCGUGCCGCAAGCGGGAACCGCCGGAUGAGCCGCCGGCCGCCGACGACGGCUGCGCGGGCUGCGGCGGUCGGAUCACCGACCGGUACUACCUGCUCGCGCUAGAGCGCCGCUGGCACACGCCCUGCCUCCGAUGCUGCGAGUGCAAGAUGCCGCUCGACUCCGAACAGCGCUGCUAUGCCCGGGACAGCAAUAUAUUCUGCAAGAAUGAUUACACCAGGUUAUACGGGUCAAAGCGGUGCGCUCGCUGCAACACUCCCAUCUCGGCUUCGGAGCUGGUGAUGAGGGCUCGGGACUUGGUGUUCCACGUUCACUGCUUCUCCUGCGCGCUGUGCAACACGCCGCUCAAUAAGGGCGACACCUUCGGCAUAAGAGAUUCAGCUGUCUACUGCAGGCUGCAUUAUGAAACUAUGCCGGAAUAUGGGGCGCACAUGGCCGUGCCGGGCCCGCCGCAGAUGUGUCCGGGGCCUUACCCGGGGCCGCCGCCCGGGCCCCACUACCCCCCCUAUCCGUCCCCCGACUUCUCGCGGGUGGAAGUCGACGUUCCUAAAGGGCCUUUUUUCAACGGGGCCACGGCACCGCCACCGCGACAGAAAGGGCGUCCCAGGAAGAAAAAACCCAAAGACCAAGAAAUCAUGACGGCGAAUCUCGAUCUGAACCCUGAAUACUUGGAGAUGGGGUUCCGCGGCGGCGGCGGGCUCGGGACCACGUCGCGGACGAAGCGCAUGCGCACAAGCUUCAAGCAUCACCAACUGAGGACAAUGAAGUCGUACUUCGCGAUCAACCACAACCCAGACGCGAAGGACCUCAAACAACUGAGCCAGAAGACUGGACUGCCGAAACGUGUUUUGCAGGUGUGGUUCCAGAACGCGCGGGCGAAGUGGCGGCGAAUGGUGACCAAGCAGGAGAACAAGAUGGCGGAGAAGUGCUCGCCGGACGCGUCGCUGGAGAUGGACAUGUACCACGGAUCGAUGGGCUCGAUCCAGUCGCUGCCGCCGCACAGCCCGCCCUACAGCGUCAUGGGCGGCCCGCCGAGCCCCAACUCCAUGGACUGUCCAUAGCCUCAGUUCUGCGCUUUAUGAGCGCUGUAAAGGACUUAAAUAGUGAAUCAUUCCGCGCUUCUUGGAUAUUGAGUUUGUUUGGCACACUGGCGUAAGCGUUAGUUCCUUAUCGACUGCGUGCGAGGACGAUAUAGUGUAUUGGUUGUGAACUGUCGUAUGUUUGGCGCGUUUUGUGUUGUAUUGACGUCCGGUAAUAAAUUUAAAAAGUUUGUAACGAUUUAAAACUGUUCACGGUAACAAGUUGAAAAGUUGAUUUUUAUUCGUAAAUGUUUCUCACAAUGCAAUAUAAAAUGUAGACAUGUCAGCACUUAUCUCAAAUAGAUGUAAUAAUUUAUACAUAUUAUGUAGGACUCAUUAAAAUUUGUCUAAUGAUUGAUGUGCUUCAAAAUAUAUUAGCGAGCCAUGUUUCAAAGUCACGCUCGAUUUCAUUUUAUGGCCAAACAUUAUCGCGAAUAUUUUGUAAGCUAUCUUGCUGCGUAUGUAUAAGAGAACUACAGUCAUACUAGAUGUUGUUUAUGAACGUUUGGCUAUGAUCCCGUAAAAGCUUUGACUGUAAAUAUUUCUCAGCAUAACCUGUUAAUAUUUAGAUUCUGAAUAAAACAUAAUAAAUGUAUUUAACUAAUCGACUUCAAUAUAUUUAUUCAAAGCCUUUCAGAAUCAAGCGUAUAAAGUAAGGUUUUUAUAUUAAUCACGGUUAUAAGACUAUUUAAUAAUGCGUAACAAUUAUUGUCGCUGUGUAGAAUCUCGAAUACCUAAUCGGAGAAUGUUUUAUUAUACGAGUAACUAUAAUAAUUAUUAAUAUAUUACUAUUUAUUUAUUGAUAUUUAAAUUAGUGUUAAAAUAGAUUAAGGACGUUAGUUGCUAAAUUUUUUUCCAUAGUUAUAUUCUAUAUUGUGUAAGUUAAGCAGUAGACAGUUAGAGUUUGACCGGCAAUAGUGUGGUUAUAUCUGGGUAUUGUAAAUAUGAGAUGUUACUGGCUGUUUUGAUUACAAAUUGUAUUUGAUUUAAAUUUUUAAAAAUAGAACUCAUGUUCCAUUUUUUUUAAUAUUCUCUAUGGUCCGUUUAGUUGUCAGAAAUUGUAGUUGUUAAUAUUCCUUAUUAUGAUUCCGUAACAUCUCGAUUGAAAUUGCCGAAAUGGGUCAUUGUAGUUUUAAGAAUUAUCAUUAAUUCUGAUAAGUACACACGACAUUAGUUCCUUUUUUUGUAUAGUUAUAAACAUAAUAAUAGAAUCCUAACAGAUCAUUGGCGUAAUGUAUGUGAGGCGAGUAGAUUUGCUAUUGUAUGAAAAUACCUACUUCCUGUAAAAGUGAAAACCACGGUGUAUGAUCUUAAUAAAAUUAUAAUGAAUCUGUUAAUAAAAAUAUUCCAAUUGUA